CAUUCUUUCUUUUCUGUGAAUGCGUAUAGGAUUUAUUUAUUUCGAUGCGCUAUUUUCUGCUUAGUGAUGAUUAAUUAUCAAAGAUAAUAUCUAUAACUUACUUAAAAGCUUUCUUUUUGUUUAGUUUACAGUUAGUAAAAAGGAAAAGGUGUUUUUAAAAUCUGAAAAUGGCUGUGUCCAAAUCAACGAACACCUACAAUCGACAGAAUUGGGAAGAUUCGGACUUUCCAAUUUUGUGCCAAACAUGCCUAGGAGACAAUCCGUAUAUUCGUAUGACAAAAGAGAAGUAUGGCAAAGAGUGUAAAAUAUGCGCUCGACCAUUUACAGUCUUCCGUUGGUGCCCAGGGUCUAGGAUGCGAUUUAAGAAAACAGAAAUUUGUCAAACAUGUUCCAAAUUGAAGAAUGUUUGUCAAACUUGCUUGUUGGACUUAGAAUAUGGGCUGCCUAUUCAAGUAAGAGAUGCAGCUCUUAAGAUACAAGAUGAUCUACCUCGAAAUGAAGUGAAUAAAGAGUACUAUAUUCAGAACUUAGAUAGUCAAAUGUCUAAAUUUGAUUCUACUCAACCGAGUAAUUCUGCUCUGAAGUCGAAGGGUGCUUCUGAUCUGUUGUUGAGGUUGGCCCGAACUGCACCAUAUUACAAAAGGAAUAGGCCACAUGUGUGUUCAUUCUGGGUGAAAGGGGAGUGCCGGAGAGGAGAGGAGUGCCCGUACCGGCAUGAAAAGCCUACUGACCCUGAUGAUCCAUUGGCUGAUCAGAAUAUCAAAGACAGAUACUAUGGUGUGAAUGACCCAGUCGCCGAGAAGCUAAUGCGCCGCGCUGCUGCCAUGCCAGCUUUGCCACCACCCGAGGACAGAACGGUCACAACACUAUAUGUGGGCAAUCUGCCCGAUAAUAUCUCCGAGGAGGAGUUGAGGGGACAUUUCUACCAGUAUGGAGAAAUAAGGUCGCUAACUUUGGUGCCGCGAGCACAAUGUGCCUUCGUGCAGUACACGACUAGGAGUGCCGCCGAACACGCGGCCGAGAAGACCUUCAACCGACUGGUCAUAGGCGGCAAGAGGCUCACCAUCAAAUGGGGCAAAUCUCAAGGACGUCAAGGUACAAACGAGAAGAACGAAGCGCUGCCGGCGCUGGAGCCCGUGCCCGGCCUGCCCGGCGCUCUGCCGCCGGCGCCUGCCUUCCUGCAUCCAUUUCCACCACAGAUGCCGCCGCCCCACCGUCCCAACGACUUCUUCAACCUGCACCACUACGGGCCGGCGGCGGGCUGGCCGUGGGGCGCGCCGCCGCCGCCGCCCGGCGCCGGCCUGCCGCCGCCCGGCCCGGGCCUGCCCCCGCCCGGCCCCGGCCUGCCCCCGCCCGGCCCCGGCCUGCCCCCGCCCGGCCCCGGCCUGCCCCCGCCCGGACCCGGCCUGCCGCCGCCGGCGCCGGCCCUGCACUACCCGAGUCAGGACCCGGGCCGCCUGGGCGCUCACGCGCAUGCCAAUGCGCCGCAGACGUAGUAUAUUUGAGCUUUACAUCUAUCACAGCAGAAAUGUACAAAUUCAUAAAACCACCCGAAAUGAAAUAUUUCUACAAAAUGCGGAAUAAAACGUUUAUACAUAUGAGCGAUAUUUUUUCUUCAAAGUUAUUGGUAUAUUGUGGUCAUAAUAUACCAUUGAAGGUGAUAAUUAAGAAUUAUUUUUGUCCAUCCGGGGCAAAUUAAACUUAGUGUUGAAUAUUAUAGGGUUUAUAAAUCGACAUCGUUCCUUGAACAUAAUGUUUAUAUUGUGACGUGGGCACGGAUCGAAGUGUGUUAGUUUAUUGUGUGGAUAUUGUAAGUAUCUUGUCAGUAAUUAUGAAAUAAAAUAGUUUUCGUAUGUAGUAA
Molecule: messenger RNA, 1861 nt
Organism: Cydia pomonella (codling moth)
Lineage: Eukaryota; Metazoa; Arthropoda; Insecta; Lepidoptera; Tortricidae
Product: pre-mRNA-splicing factor RBM22
Exons: 7
Coding region: 168-1496 (442 amino acids)
Cellular component (GO): U2-type catalytic step 1 spliceosome; U2-type catalytic step 2 spliceosome; Prp19 complex
Molecular function (GO): U6 snRNA binding; pre-mRNA binding; metal ion binding
Source: RefSeq, a predicted model, not a curated record